Messenger RNA from Spodoptera frugiperda (fall armyworm), 1364 nucleotides. RefSeq lists its product as uncharacterized. The coding region runs from base 127 to 873 and encodes 248 amino acids. The transcript has 4 exons. The record is from RefSeq and is a predicted model, not a curated record. NCBI's taxonomy places the organism in Eukaryota, Metazoa, Arthropoda, Insecta, Lepidoptera, Noctuidae.
UAACCAUUAAUUACACUGCAUUAUCAUAUUUACCAAGUUUUUUACUAGAAGAAGUAUGUUAGGCUUAGAAGAAAAUAUUUUCCUUUAAAACAUCUACGCAGCAUAUUAGUAAAAUAUAAAAGAAAUAUGUUAAAACUAUUACAAUUCAUUGUAUUAUUAUUGUACUAUGCAAGAACAGUGCAGGCUGCACAAGAUUACUGGUUGGAGAAGUAUCACGAUGCCAAGAACGCGGAUGAAGCUCCUACCAGGAUUCUACAGCUGAUGAGGUCUUACUAUGAAGAAAACCAUGCGAGGAUUACUGCUUUGAACCCCAUGCGGUUCAUGUAUGAAGAGAGCCCAUACUACGAGCAGGGUUAUGUAAUAUCAGAACUGUUGGAAAGGUAUAGAAAACUGGUGGAAAUGAGUCAGAGAGUCUUCACUUUUAAUUCGGAUACUUUCUUUGAUUCAAUCAAACGCGUCGAAUGGGCUCAAAGAUUGUACUUCGAAAUCUACCAUCUGGUACGAAUGAUGCACGAAGUACCGAAGAAAUGGAGACAUCAUCCUGAGUUCAGCAUCACGGAGCAGAUAAGGCCUGAAGGCAUGGAUACAGCAUCAAUAUCAGGAGUUCCAAUCAAAGGUGAGGAGAAGGAAGGUGGACCUUCAGCAAAAGAGAAAGCAUUCCUUGAUGGAAUGAAGAAUACCCUCGACAAUAUGGCCAAAAAGAGAGAGAAAAAUAGAAAGAAGAAACGCAAGAUUUACAAGCAAAUACGGGAGGCGUUCCUAGCUAACUUGACUGACAAAAUGGAUUACUCGCAAAUUUAUAAACAUAUGGAGAAGAAAUAUAACACACAAUGGCCUAUUGAUUACGGAUGGGAGAUUGACUAUGAAUGGUGAUGUGCAUUGUCAAAGUCAAAAAUCAAAGUCGAAAUCAAAAUCAGAAUCAGAAUCAGAAUCAGAGUCAGAAUCAGAAUCAGAAUCAAAAUCAGAAUCAGAAUCAGAAUCAGAAUCAGAAUCAGAGUCAGAAUCAAAAUCAGAAUCAGAAUCAGAAUCAAAAUCAGAAUCAGAAUCAAAAUCAGAAUUAGAAUCAGAAUCAAAGUUAAAGUCAAUGUCAAAGUCAAAAGUGAAAGUCAACGUCAAAAUGUUUUAUUUCCAACAGACCAGAAAGGCACUUUUGAACGUCAAAGCAAAUAUAUAUACAAUAUUAAUAACGUCUGUCUGUCGGUCAGUCCUCUAGUUGCUCUAUUUGCUCGUUCCAAAGUGUAGAUUCCUAUGGAGAAGAACGAGCAAGAAACUCCAUAGGUUACUCUUUUUCAAUCAGAUUCACAAAACAAUUCUUGGUUACAUGGUUUAAUGUAUACACUUGACUUUGAACUCAAUUACACUAA